This is a messenger RNA of Racocetra persica, 165 nucleotides long. Lineage: Eukaryota; Fungi; Glomeromycota; Glomeromycetes; Diversisporales; Gigasporaceae. The record is from the annotation of a GenBank genome assembly.
AAAAUCAUACAAAUGACACUAAAGAACCUGAAGAACCUGAAAAACCCAAAGAGCCUGAAGAACCCGAAGACUCGAAGAACAAUUGCAAGAAAGAUCUCAGGAAAGGUCGCAAGGAAGGUCCUGAGGAAGGCCUAGAGGAAGGUCGCAAGAAAGGUCCUGAGGAAG